Astyanax mexicanus (Mexican tetra) is the source of this 7291-nucleotide messenger RNA. It is a transcript of the gene ece2b, whose product is annotated as endothelin converting enzyme 2b. Gene Ontology annotation, molecular function: metalloendopeptidase activity. The record is from RefSeq and is a predicted model, not a curated record. Gene Ontology annotation, biological process: protein processing. Lineage: Eukaryota; Metazoa; Chordata; Actinopteri; Characiformes; Acestrorhamphidae. Gene Ontology annotation, cellular component: plasma membrane. The coding region runs from base 1044 to 3335 and encodes 763 amino acids. The transcript has 19 exons.
UGCAUCCGAGUGGCUAACUGCAUCAGGACACAUUGGCCUGUCAGCGGUGAGCAGAAUGGCCCUUUGUACCACAACAGUGCGGCGGUCUGUUUGCCACGGCCCCCUGCUGGCGACAGGGCGCUACUGCUCUCGGCGCGGGCCGGCUGAAUGGAGUCUUUAUGAAUGGUUGAGGCCGAGGGUGAUUGUGAAAGACGCUUACUGUCCGGGAAGCAUGUAUUUAUGUGCUGUGGAAUACGCAACGAUUUCUCUGAGAUCAUUUUAAAAGAGACUGGUGGUAUAUGGACACACGCACAGACGCACACACAGGCUCAUACACCACGCUUGUUCUCUAUACCUCUUGGCAGCUAAGGAGAGAUGGGCGGCUCCUUCUUUUGGAACUUUCUGUUCUUUAUUAUCAUAAUGCUCUCUGAGUGGAGCUUGCCAGCAAUAGUCAACCUCUCUCGUCCCCUAUCCCCCCUCUCUUUCUCUCUCUCUUUCCCUCCUCUUCUUGGAUCGAGAUGUCCUGCUUGUACUUUUCCUCUGUCAAAUUUCACAGCAGUUUCUCCACUCUCCCUCUGUCUCCCUUCCACUUCUUAUCUCUCGCUCCCUUCCAUUCUCAUUAGUUUGUUCUACUCUAUGAUCAAUGUGAUCCCCCUGAUCCUCACAGUCUUGUAACCUCUCUCUGUCUUUAUCUGUCUGUCUGUCUGUCUCUCUCUCUCUCCCCUCCCUUCUCUCUAACUUGUUCUUACCCAUGAUCCCCCUUUCCUCACUGCCCCUGUUCAGCCACAUUCUCGCUCUCUGAUUUUCUCUGUCCGUCUCUCUCUCUUCUUUAUACUUCUCAUACUAUUUGUUUGUUCUCACCCUCUCUUACAUUCUUCCUCUUCCCCCUGCCUUCCCUCCCUCUCUCUCUCUCUCUCUCUCUCUCUCUCUCUCUCCCUCUCCCUCCCUUGCUGCUCGCUCGCUCGCUCACUCCCUCCUCUCCGUGGCUGGAUGUUUACCAUCUCUCUCUGACCACCAGCAGAAAUACUCAGCGGCAGUGAGCAGUGUAGACUCGCGGCUCUAUAAUGCGCAGGGAUCUCUCACUGGGUAAGAUGUCCAACUACAAGCGUGCAACUUUUGAGGAGGAGGAGGGGACAGAUGUUCCAGCCGAUGGAGCCAUUUCUCCCGACAGUGUGGAGGUGGGGUUCCGGAAAGGUGGUAUCCAGUUUUUUGGUCCGUUGGGCCGGAGGACUCAGUUGGAGGUGGUUCUAGCUGGUCUGCUCUUGGCCUCUCUGCUGGCACUGUUUGGCUGUGCAGUCACGCUAGGUGUCCGUUAUAACAGAGAUCCAUCACGUAGCCUGUGUCUGACGGAGGCCUGUGUGACUGUGGCCAGUAAGAUUGUGGAGUCACUGGACCGUACCGUUGACCCCUGUCAAGAUUUCUACCAGUAUGCGUGCGGAGGCUGGAUCCGCAAAAAUCCUCUUCCUGACGGGCGGUCGCGCUGGAGCACCUUCAAUAGCAUCUGGGACCAGAACCAGGCUGUGCUUAAACAUCUAUUGGAAAAUGGCACCUUUAACUCGAGCAGUGAAGCGGAGAAGAAAGCUCAGUUCUACUACUUGUCCUGUCUAAAUGAGCAACGUAUUGAAGAGUUGGGUGCCCAACCACUUGUUGAUCUUAUUGCUAAGACAGGGGGCUGGAACAUCACCGAAACCUGGGAUAAGGAUAACUUCAUGGAUGUUCUGAAGACAGUGUCAGGCCCUUAUAGAGCUCAGCCCUUCUUCACUGUCGGGGUCAGCGUGGACCCCAAAAACUCCAACAGUAACGUCAUUCAGGUGGACCAAUCCGGACUCUUCCUUCCCUCUCGGGAUUAUUACCUCAAUAAGACUAAUGAGAAGGUAUUAAAGGCCUAUCUGGAUUACAUGGUGGAGCUGGGCUUGUUGCUGGGGGGAGAUAAGAACUCCACUCAGAAUCAGAUGCAGCAGAUUCUGGACUUUGAGACGGCGCUGGCCAACAUCACAGUGCCUCAGGACGAGCGCAGAGACGAGGAGAAAAUCUACCACAAAAUCACCAUCGCAGAGCUGCAGACCCUGGCUCCUGCUGUGGAGUGGCUGGACUACCUGUCCUCUGUGCUUUCACCCCUGGAGCUGAACGAUACAGAGCCGGUGGUGGUUUACGCCAAGGAGUACCUACAGCAGGUCUCAGAGCUCAUCAACAAGACUGACCGCAAUCUGCUGAACAACUACAUGAUCUGGAAUUUGGUGCAGAAGGGAGCAUCUAGUCUUGACCAGCGAUUCGAGAACGCUCAGGAUAAAUUACUGGAGAGUCUUUAUGGCACCAAGAAGUCGUGUACUCCGCGCUGGCAGACGUGUAUUGGGAACACAGACGAUACGCUGGGUUUUGCUUUAGGAGCACUCUUUGUUAAUGCCACCUUUGACAAACACAGCAAAGAGAUAGCUGAAGGCAUGAUCAACGAGAUCCGAACUGCCUUUCAAGACGCACUGGAUCAUCUAAACUGGAUGGAUGAUCAGACACGAAAGGCUGCCAAGGAAAAGGCUGAUGAUAUUUAUGACAUGAUCGGUUACCCAGACUUCAUCCUGGACCCCAAGGAGCUUGAUGAUGUUUAUGAUGGGUAUGAUGUGUCCGAGGAUAACUUCUUCCAGAACAUGCUCAACUUCUACAACUUUUCAGCACGGGUGAUGGCAGACCAGCUCCGCAAACCCCCAAAUAAAGACCAAUGGAGCAUGACUCCCCCCACAGUAAAUGCAUACUACAUGCCCACCAAGAAUGGCAUCGUCUUUCCAGCUGGAAUCCUGCAGGCUCCCUUCUAUGCCCGGGAUCAUCCAAAAGCACUGAAUUUUGGAGGCAUUGGUGUGGUCAUGGGGCAUGAGCUUACUCACGCUUUUGAUGAUCAGGGUAGAGAGUAUGAUAAAACUGGGAAUCUCAGACCUUGGUGGCAGAACUCUUCAGUGGAUGCCUUUAAAAAUCGAACAGAAUGCAUGGUGGACCAAUACACUCAGUACACCAUCAAUGGAGAACACAUCAAUGGAAAACAAACCUUGGGAGAGAACAUUGCUGACAAUGGAGGCCUGAAAGCUGCCUAUCAUGCAUACAGGUCAUGGGUGAAAACAAACGGAGAGGAGAAAAGUCUCCCAGCAGUCAAUCUUACCAAUGACCAGCUCUUCUUUGUAGGGUUUGCACAGGUCUGGUGUUCAGUACGAACCCCGGAGAGUGCUCACGAGGGUCUAAUGACCGACCCUCACAGCCCACCCAAAUACCGUGUUAUUGGCACGCUGUCCAACUCCCCUGACUUCUCCCAGCAUUUCAACUGUCCGCUGGGCUCCCCUAUGAACUCAGGCCAUCGCUGUGAGGUGUGGUAAGGCCAGGAGCGCGGAGGCGAGCCAGGGGGCGGCCGGCUUCUCUUUGCUUUGACCAGUCAGAGCUGAAAGGAUGGACUGUGCCCUUCUACCAAGCACUGGACUUUUUUUUUCUUUUCUUCUUCUUCCUUUUUCUUCACAGAACAUGAAAGGCUGCAGGACCUGAAGUGGAUCUGAACAGGUUGGUCCAAAGGCUGGAGAAUACACAGGGAGUGUUUUAGCUUUUAUUAUGUCCAGCCUUUAGAACAGGCAACUGAUCUCUCACUUUCCUUCUGCACCUCCACAGAAGCCCACACUGGGCUGUCUCAUUUCUUUUUUUUUUUUUUUUUUUUGCUGCACUUGAACUUCUGGGUGGUACAGUGAGGACAAGGAUAAAUCCCUAUCCCUUUCCCUUUGCUUUUGUUUUUUUGUGUGUAUGUGUGCUUCACGCCCUGUUUACAGCAAUCCAGCAAUCCUGGACAGGCCUCAUUCCCCAGGACAUAAAAAAAAAAAAGAAAGAAAAAAAGUGAUAUCUAAGGGAUGCCUCUCCUUGUCUUUGACUUCACAUGAAAUGUUUGGUUCCCUCUGUGACCUCACAGGAAGUGCCAUACUCUCUUAGUGACCUCACAGGAAGCGUCACAAUAUGGAAAUGCAACGCUGAGCUCGGUCCGUGAGCCCACAGGAAGGAAGGGUAAUGAGGAUUAAAGCAUUGCGUUCUCUCUCCGCUACACCCCACCCCCCACUCUGUGUUGUAAUCUCACCAAAAAGCUGCAGCAUGGUAGGUGGUUCAUGACGAGGACAGCCAUCCAACCUGUGUAUAUUGACAUUAGCAUAUUAUUAAUAUUAUUUUGACAAAGUUGAAAUUACAUGGUUAUUUUAAACUGCUUUUGCCAAAGAAUGUUCAGUUGGCUUUGGUUAAGUUCAUGUUCAUCCACUGUGUUCUGUUGCAUUUUGUAAAAUCACUCUGCUUUAGCCUACUUACACACUGGUCAGGAGGUGUCUGUUGUUAUUCCCUGCAAUGUUUAACUGGUGUGUGUGUGUGUAUGAAAGGACUGAUGUACGUCUCAUUUUGUGCUGAACUUUCUAUGACGUCUAGUCUGCUGAAAUGAUUUAAAGACAUUUUAUUCAUUUAUAUAUAUUUUUUUGAAAACCACUAGGAGAUGAGAUGUGUUCUUUCUCCUGUCUUUUUCUCAGUCAUGUCAUGUGAUUAAACCUGCUCAUUCCACACUUAGACUAAGGCCCCGUUCACAAGUAUCCGGAUAUUUUUUUAUAAUGUUUUGUCCUCCUGUUCCUGGGAAAACACCAUUUUGGGUUUUGAAAACUGUUGAGGGGGGAAUUUUUUUUUAAUGAAAUCACAAAAACUAAACAAAAUGUGUUCAUGUUUCUGGCUUAAUCUCAAAUCCUUACUCCCUAUUUAGUGAACUACACAAUGUAUAAAACUACACCAUCCACACGCAGAUAGCACUAGAUUUCAGAUUCAUUUCAACAUAUAAAUACAUAAAAGUAAAUAUGCUUCUAUUAAAAAUAUUUAACACUGCUGGAGUUAUAAACUCUUUUUAUGACUUGUGUAGUACACUACAGAGGGAAUAAUGUGCAGUUUGUGAUUUUAAAUAUCUGGAUACGUGUGGAUGUAGCCUGAUGGUAAUUCAGUUACACUUACUAGCUUUGAACAUUUCAGGAUAAUGCGAUAAAUAUAAAUGGAGGGUAUUGCAAAUCUGCUGCUGAACACAAGCUACUUUUAUUGCCAGUUGAAGUGUUCAGUCUAGCUAGCCUAGUCACACUAUCACACUAUGAGGGGUUGGUUAUUUCACUGUGUUAUUGAGUCAUUUGAUAUUGUUUUUUAAGCCAUGAAUGACACCAGCAAGUACAGUUUGCAAUUUUAGAUGUCUAAAAUAUAAUUUUACAUAGCAACUGAUUAUAUUGUUUAUAUUCGAAAGUUUUUUUUUAUGACCUCUAGUUACACAUCAACCCAGCUAGCCAGAUAGUAAGCUUAAAUUGGUCUGCUGGCUCCACGGACUGUUCGUCCACUGACUGACUGGCAUGGCUGGUCCACCCACAGACCACCCAAAUAAGUUUUUAAUGCAUUUCACACAAGAUGUCACUAGUCACUAAUCUUCAGAUUUUAAAUGCCUAGAAACUUUUAUUUUGGAAAAUAAACUAAAGAUACUAAAUACUACAACAACUAAGAAGAAAAUAACGACUGGCUGGGUCACCAAUUGCACGUAUAUACUAAUUUUAUUAGUGUGGAUUUGGCAGGUUAGUACAAAAAUAUUACUAAAAAAAUAUGAAGCAUAGUUACUGCAGGUUUUGCUGUCCCUGUUUUUUUUCCCCAGUGACUCCCUUUCCUUUACGCACUGUAUUUAAGGAUAGAAGUGAAAUUUAGUUAAUAAUGGCAACCACCCUGCUAAUUUUUUUUUUAAAAAGCCCUUGAAUUGUUUGACCAGUUCUGGGUAUGAUUUAAUGAUCUUUGAUAACAUUUUUUGAGUCGAGUAUAUAGUAUAGAUAAAGUGUUAAGUAGUACACAAUUAAGACACAGCUUAGGUCUGAAAUACCGGUAACCAUAUUUUGUUAAAAUUGUUGUUGCUGGAACUGAAAAUCAACCUAACAAAUAAAUGAUAACUAAGAAAUGAAUGUGGAUAGCCAGCUGUGCUAGGGAUGUAUCUACAUAUAAACUACACAAGUUUUUUUUUUGGAGUAAAAAUUGAGUUAUGACUUGGUAUUGCUGGUGUUAUUUUAGGCUAAAACAGCUUGCUGUUGUUUUGAGUGAUCACUGUCUGUUUAGCACAUUACACACAUUGUGACUAAAUGCAUCUAUUAAGCUAUGUUAACAUUAAUUCAAGUUAUUCUUGGGUCCUUCCAUAAUUUUUUGCAUUUUAUUACAUGUACGGAAUCUGACAAAUAUGGAAUCAUUCCAUUCUACAGAAGGUUUCAGGCCUCUGCUCCGUCUGCCUUAAAAUGCACUUCUGUUGGAUCCAGUAGAGAUAAUCUUCAUUGGUUAGCUGUCUGAAAAUGCUAACGUCUCAAUACAUGCUUACAUUGCUGCUGUUUUUUCCCUGAGACUGAUUGGCCUCCUGUUGUAACGUCUGUAUCACCGGGCUAGUCUUUUGUAAUGUUGCACCUCCAUUGCUUAGUUUGCUUCAUAAAACCUAAACUUAAGCAAGAUAAUCUAAACCUGCCUGCUCAGUCCGUCCCUUCGCUAACUAUCUCUCUCUUGUGAAUUUUAUUUUCACUAGGAGAAAAAGAGAGAGAAAAUUUUGUGGCUGUGUGGAGGCAUUAGCGAAGUAUGUGUACAUUACUCUAUUUAAAAAUGGAAACUUUAAGAGUUUGUUUGUUUAAAGGCCAAAUAGACAGACAGAUAGUGCCAUAAAAUGUUCGACAUGCUUACCACUAGUUUUAUUUUAACUACCAGUCUAAACUGAUUUUCAAUAAAUGUUUUUUGUUGCUGGCCAGUCAAAAUCCAGCUUUGUUGUUUUUCCACACAGUGAGAAAGUAGCUUCAGUAUUAUGCGUUUUUUUUUUUUUUUUUUUUUGGUGGAACAUGGGUGGAAAAGCUCUCAAAUCAAAAAGGGGUUAAAAAGUUCAGGCCUGGUAAGCCUGAUGCAGAACGUGUCAAUAAAGUGUUCUUCAGCAGUUUCUGUCCAAGGAUGGCAACUGUAUAAGUGGGAUUUUGUUCUCAUCUUCCCUGUAUUGUUUGUUUGUUUGUUUGUUUUUUGUCUGUACUUUAAGAUGAUGUAAUGUUCUAGCCUUAUUUAAUUCACAAAGUGUACAUUUCUUUGAUCGAUGGUCUGUUUUUUGUUUGUUUUUUGUAAUGAUGGCAGUGAAGGUUACACUGAGAGCUUUUGAAUUUGUAAGACAAAAGGACGUUCCCUGUUAUCGAAUCAAUCAGUAUCUGUCUGAGGACGCUCUGCCCAGCCUAUAGUGCAACAUUCCGCCUAGAAAAGUAUAAACUGAAUCUGAAAUAAAAGUAUAUAUUAUAAAACA